This is a messenger RNA of Aureobasidium namibiae CBS 147.97, 756 nucleotides long. RefSeq names its product DNA-binding domain of Mlu1-box binding protein MBP1. NCBI's taxonomy places the organism in Eukaryota, Fungi, Ascomycota, Dothideomycetes, Dothideales, Saccotheciaceae. Gene Ontology annotation, molecular function: DNA binding. Gene Ontology annotation, biological process: meiotic attachment of telomere to nuclear envelope; mitotic telomere tethering at nuclear periphery. The annotation marks the transcript as partial. The record is from RefSeq and is a predicted model, not a curated record. The transcript is spliced from 3 exons. Gene Ontology annotation, cellular component: nuclear membrane complex Bqt3-Bqt4.
AUGGACACGGAACGCGCUCUGCCCGAGAAGAGGAAUCCUCUUGUCGAGGAGAAACACACUCCCCAGAUUGAGAUUCUUGUUGAAAGACGCCGAUUGGGACAGACCGAGCUCACAGUGAAGGCUGGUCAGAUUGGCACUUCGAAUGCGACAAAGCCCUCCAACCUGGGCAUGUUUGACUAUGCUCACUUGCGCGUACCUCUUCCCAAGGAUCUGCAAGGAAGCGGAAUCUUCGCCCCGUCGCGUCGCAACCAGUCUUACCCGGAAGCUUACUUUUUGAUGAGACGCUCCAGCGAUGGUUACAUCAGCGCGACUGGCAUGUACAAGGCCGCUUUCCCUUGGUCAUCACUCGAGGAGGAGGAAAUUGAGAAAAAGUACAUCAAGUCACUCCCCGAGACCGACAGCGAGGAGAUUGCUGGCAACGUCUGGAUUCCCGCAGAGGCUGCCUUGACUCUCGCCGAAGCAUACGGUAUGCGUUCCUGGAUCGAGGCCCUGCUCGACCCUGAGCCUAUCGCAAAGGGAACCCACGACCCCAACAAGAACAUCGCUACACCUCCCCGUUUCCUCAUGCCUACCUCGGAAGCUACCACCCUCCUCCCUCCAACAGAGACUACCACUCGCCGCCGCACUCUCCGAUCCUCUUCUCCUGCAAAGGCUCCUCCCACUCCCAGCCGCAAGAUCGCUACUCCUAGAAGGACUAGGCGCGCAAAGGCUCCAGCAUCGAGUGCACUCGCCCCUACCGCUGAAAGCGCCGAGGAA